GCGCAGGCGGACCGGUCGGCAUCGGCGGCGCUCGCAGAGCUGAGCGGCCUCCUCCGGUGCGCGAGCCCGGCGGAAGCCGCGCGAGAUUCCGCGCUGGUGAUCGUGCUGACCGACGCGGAUGGGGUUGAUGAGUUGUUCUUCGGAGAUGAGGGUAUAGUGAAAGGAUUGUGCACGGGUGCUUCCGUAUUGAUUCGGUCAACACUGCUGCCUAGUCAGCUGGAGAAGCUAGAGCAGAAACUUGCAGGUAUCAUAUUUUGUUUGUCGACUCACAUGCAGGACCUCUGUACUAAGACCUCUAGGUUCACUUUAAUUACUUUCUUUGAUAAAGAAGAGUGAAAGGUACAUAAGUUAAAACCGGUUAGUAGAUUACAAAGGGUAUUCUCCCUCUAGAAGGAUCACGCUGUUGGCCUGUUGCCCACGCCGCGGCCUCCUCUUUGUUUUUCACAAUGAGAGAUGUGGAUGAAGAUCGCAGUGCUUGGACGCUCUUGAGUUCCCUUCUUUCCAAAUUUACCAUGUGAUCAGCAAGGUGAGGCUUUGCAUUGCUCUGUGGGGGACAGAGGGUGAGUUGGUUAUGUUGGUCCACCAAUUUUGUGUGUUGGUGCCCUGUGCCACUCUUCUAGGUGCUGGCCCAUAAAUUCGGCUGUGCUAACCAUGUCGUGGUAAGUUCCAAAUCCUUCUUGUGAAUCUGCACUCUGCCAACAGGUGAUAAGCCGUUUCCAUAGUUUGGUGGCUUAGCGGGAUGGGCUGUGUCCACACAUGCUGGGCUAGUCUGUCCGUGGACUGGACAUGGUUUUGGGUGAUGAUCCAAGCAGAGAACUUGCAUUUUGGGGGCGCCCAUGAUUUUGAAAGAGUAUAUAUCUGGGGCGCUUUUGUCCAGCAACGAAUACGCUUAUAGGCCAAGGCGGCCAUGUAGACUCCUGUGGCAGUUAGUUUCCAAUAUAUUUGGUCUUCUCUAUCCAUUUGUAGCUCCACAUUGUGAAGCAGGUUCGAAAGGGUUGCGAAUUCACUUAAAUGAGUGUUUUGAAGGGAGCACAUUUGAAACUUGCUGCUGUGUCCACAGGCUGCAUGUGAAAAGAAGGACGCCCUUCUUCUUGAUGGAUACAUUUUCAGUGGUCUUUCUGACGAAUUGAAACAACAGAUUGUUGUUGUAGCAUCUGGGAGACAGGAUGUAGCAGAAAGAGCUAGACAGUUUUUCAAUGGUCUAGACAAAACCAUUUACUUUGCUGAAGGUGAAUUUUGCACUAGCAGCAAAAUUAAGCUAGUAAAUGAUUUGCUGGAGAGCAUUCAUUUUAUUGCAUCUGUUGAAGCAAUGUAUCUUGGUGUUCGUGCUGGGAUUCAUCCAUCAAUUAUCUAUGACAUAAUAUCAAAUGCUGCUGGAAGCUCAAGGAUAUUUGUGGAGUUAGUUCCGAAACUUCUGAGUGAGGAUCCUUUGCUUAUUGACUUCCUAAACUCAUCAAAGAAAAAUGCGAGCUAUGUGAUGGAUAUGGCUAAAGCAGUAAUAUUUCCACUGCCACUUCUGGGUGUUGCCUACCAACAGUUGAUACAUGGUUCUUCAGAAGUAACUGGAGAUGUAUCUGCCUCACCACUGAUGGUUUGGGAAGCAUCAUUUGGAGUAAACAUCGUAGAUGCUGCCAGUCAACAAAUCUAUGAUGCAAGCAAAUUAGCUGACCAGCUUGUUAUGGAAUCUAAAUCAGCAAAGCGGAUUGGCUUCAUUGGUCUUGGAGCUAUGGGUUUUGGAAUGGCAUCUCAUUUGCUGAGAUCAGGGUUCUAUGUUGUUGCUUAUGAUGUCUACAAGCCAACAAUGGUCAGGUUUGAUGAUUUAGGUGGAUCAACAAAAGGUUCUCCUGAGGAACUAGCAAAAGAUGUGGAAAUACUUAUUAUCAUGGUUGCAAAUGAGUUUCAAGCUGAUAGUGUUCUUUAUGGAAGUGCUGGUGCAGUACCGGUCCUGUCAGCUGGAACAUCUGUCAUUCUGUCUUCUACAGUUUCUCCAGGAUUUGUGAUCCGCCUCAACAAAAGAUUAGAAGCUGAAUGCCGAGAUAUAAAGUUGGUUGAUGCUCCGGUAUCUGGUGGUGUCAAAAGGGCAGCAGAUGGGACUCUAACUAUAAUGGCAUCAGGGACAGAUGAAGCUCUUCAUUGUGCAGGUGCUGUUCUAUCAGCACUGAGUGAGAAAUUGUAUAUCAUCAAAGGAGGAUGUGGAGCUGCAAGUUCUGUUAAGAUGGUCAACCAACUUCUUGCUGGGGUUCAUAUAGCCUCAGCAGCUGAAGCCAUGGCAUUUGCUGCUCGACUAAAUCUGAGAACAAGACGUCUUUUUGAAAUUUUGCAACAUGCAAGAGGUUAUUCAUGGAUGUUUGGAAAUCGUGUGCCACACAUGCUCGAUAAUGAUUAUACACCUUAUUCUGCAGUGGAUAUAUUUGUCAAGGAUCUUGGUAUAGUAUCUUCUGAAAGUUCCAAUUCGAAGAUCCCAGUGCAUGUCUCUACUAUUGCUCAUCAGCUAUUUAUAUCAGGAUCUGCUUCUGGGUGGGGUCGAUACGAUGAUGCUGCUGUUGUCAAGGUCUAUGAGACAUUAACUGGUGUUAAAGUAGAAGGGAAGCCUCCCCUGCUUAGUAAAGAAGAUGUCCUUCAUUCUCUUCCUGCUGAAUGGCCAGAAGAUCCAAUGGACGACCUUGUUUCUGUUGCAUCUCGUAAUAGCAAAAAGAUUCUUGUAGUUUUAGAUGAUGAUCCAACUGGAACUCAAACAGUACAUGAUAUAGAAGUUUUAACUGAAUGGCCUGUUGAAGCCCUUGUCGAACAAUUUCUCAAGCUACCAACUUGCUUUUUCAUUUUGACAAACUCUCGUUCAAUGACUGCUGAUAAGGCUAUGUUGCUAGUACAAACUAUCUGCAGAAAUCUCGAAGCUGCAGCAAAGAAUGUCCCUGGUGUUAGUUAUACAGUGGUCUUGAGAGGUGAUUCAACUCUACGUGGGCAUUUCCCAGAGGAAGCUGAUGCAGCUGUCUCAGUAUUAGGCGAGAUGGAUGCUUGGAUAAUCUGUCCAUUUUUCCUUCAAGGUGGACGAUACACUAUUAAUGACAUCCACUAUGUUGCAGACUCUGACAGAUUAAUACCUGCUGGUGAAACUGAGUUUGCCAAGGAUGCAGCUUUUGGCUAUAAAUCCUCCAAUCUCAGACAGUGGGUUGAAGAGAAGACUAGAGGACGAGUUUCUGAGAAACAAGUUUCAACAAUUUCCAUAAAUCUCUUGCGUAAACAAGGACCAAAUGCAGUCUGUCAGCAUCUCUGUAGCUUGGAGAAGGGCUCUGUGUGCAUCGUCAAUGCUGCUAGUGAGAAGGACAUGGCCGUCUUUGCUUCUGGAAUGAUCCAGGCUGAAUUGAAAGGAAAGAAGUUUCUAUGCCGCACAGCUGCAAGUUUUGUAAGUGCAAGGAUUGGGAUCAAGCCAAAGCCACCUAUCUGUCCAAAUGACCUGGGCUUAAAAAGAGCUUUAACUGGAGGCCUCAUAGUUGUUGGUUCCUAUGUGCCAAAAACAACAAAGCAGGUUGAUGAGUUGCGGUCACAGUGCGGGCAAUCCCUUCGAGUAAUAGAGGUGUCUGUUGAGAUGGUUUCAAUGAAAUCAACAGAGGACAGAGACCAAGAAAUUAGCCGAGUCGUUGAACUUGGAAAUGCUUACAUACAAAGCAGAAAAGACAGUCUAGUUGUCACCAGCCGCCAGCUCAUUACUGGAAGAACUCCUGAAGAAAGCUUAGAAAUUAAUUAUAAAGUGAGUUCAGCACUAGUGGAGAUUGUGAGAAGGAUUGAUAGUAAACCUCGUUACAUCAUUGCAAAGGGAGGAAUCACUUCGUCUGAUAUUGCUACAAAAGCUUUGGAAGCUCGGCGUGCCAAAGUAAUGGGACAAGCAUUAGCUGGUGUACCAUUGUGGCAGCUUGGUCCUGAGAGUAGAUUCCCCGGUGUACCUUACAUUGUAUUUCCUGGUAAUGUUGGCGAUAAUAGUGCUCUUGCUAAAGUGGUACGAAAUUGGGCUUCCCCAUCUAGAAUUUCUACAAAGCAACUUCUUCUGAAUGCUGAGAAGGGCGGUUAUGCCAUUGGCGCUUUCAAUGUGUAUAAUCUUGAAGGAGUUGAAGCUGUCGUUGCAGCAGCAGAGGCUGAAAAUAGCCCUGCUAUCCUGCAGAUUCAUCCUAGUGCUCUGAAGCAAGGUGGAGUCCCAUUGGUAGUGUCCUGCAUUGCUGCUGCAGAACAAUCCAGUGUGCCUAUCACUGUUCAUUAUGAUCAUGGUACUUCCAAGUCAGACUUGCUUCAAGCUCUUGAGAUGGGGUUUGAUUCGGUCAUGGUGGAUGGUUCCCAUCUAACAUUAGGGGAGAACAUCUUGUACACAAAGAUCGUAUCUUCUUUGGCUCAUGCAAAAGGUUUACUUGUGGAAGCUGAAUUGGGUAGACUCUCAGGCUCUGAAGAUGGCUUGACAGUUGAAGAAUACGAAGCAAGAUUUACUGAUGUUGCUCAGGCUGAGGGAUUUAUUGAUGAGACAAGUAUUGAUGCUCUAGCAGUUUGCAUUGGAAAUGUUCAUGGAAAAUAUCCACCUAGUGGACCAAACCUCAAACUUGACUUGCUAAAGGACCUUCGUGCGUUAACCCUAAAGAAAGGAGUUAGCUUGGUUCUACAUGGAGCAUCUGGUCUGCCUCAUGAGCUUGUACAGGAAUGCAUAGACUUGGGCGUCAGGAAAUUCAAUGUGAACACUGAGGUCCGAAACAGCUACCUGGAAUCCCUUAAAAAGUCAGGAAAGGACCUCAUCCAAGUGAUGUCAUCUGCAAAAGAAGCAAUGAAAGCUGUCGUCGCAGAGAAAUUACAUCUCUUUGGAUCAGCUGGGAAAGCCUGAACGUAGCAGACCCCACACGAAUAAUGGGUGCCGGCAGCACACAGCCUUGUGGGCAUGACAGUUUCCUCGGUUUGUUGAUCCUGUUGUUCAGCCGCAGUCUUCUAGCGAGUUGCAGUUGGAGCCUAUGUAAUCUGAACUUCUGAAUUUGGGACAUUUGCUCAAGUGUUUCAGGGGAAAUUCUGUCAUUUUUUCAUACCGCCUGCUUCAUUGCAAGUUUGCAACAUGAUGCAGAUGGCGCGAUCAAAGCGGUAGUAAGUGUUUUGUAACAUUGCUGUAAAUGGUCCAUUAUUAAUGGGAACAUAUCAGGUGCAAACUAACCUCACCGUGCAAACUAUGCAAACUUCAA
This is a messenger RNA of Panicum virgatum (switchgrass), 5204 nucleotides long. RefSeq lists its product as uncharacterized. The record is from RefSeq and is a predicted model, not a curated record. Bases 1310 to 4858 code for a protein of 1182 amino acids. Gene Ontology annotation, biological process: carbohydrate metabolic process. Lineage: Eukaryota; Viridiplantae; Streptophyta; Magnoliopsida; Poales; Poaceae. The transcript has 42 exons. Gene Ontology annotation, molecular function: zinc ion binding; oxidoreductase activity; aldehyde-lyase activity.